Bacillus rossius redtenbacheri is the source of this 8024-nucleotide messenger RNA. RefSeq names its product fibroblast growth factor receptor 4-like. Gene Ontology annotation, molecular function: transmembrane receptor protein tyrosine kinase activity; ATP binding. NCBI's taxonomy places the organism in Eukaryota, Metazoa, Arthropoda, Insecta, Phasmatodea, Bacillidae. Bases 354 to 3812 code for a protein of 1152 amino acids. The record is from RefSeq and is a predicted model, not a curated record. Gene Ontology annotation, biological process: protein phosphorylation; cell surface receptor protein tyrosine kinase signaling pathway; positive regulation of kinase activity. The transcript is spliced from 22 exons. Gene Ontology annotation, cellular component: plasma membrane; signaling receptor complex.
GUCAGUGAUGCGCUGGUGUCGGUAGGCGUCGGGUGUGUCUCGCUUGGUUGUCGUCCCGCUGUCGUAGCGCGCCUUCCCAGCGACUGACUGUCUUAACGCACUUCGCGGAAAGGAAUCACUCGUUAGCAACAUACACGUAUAGCCUAACUAUUUUUUUUUUUUUCCCCCACGAAGUGACGGAUAUUUCGCGUUUGUGUACUCCGUGGUGUGCAGUGGACCAACUCAGAACAUCACUCGUGCUCUGACGUCAAAUACGGCACGGACUUGUGGAACUGACAUCCCGGCCCUUGCGGUCCACUCCGAGGGAAGACAAGAAGCUAUUGGACCUCGCGCGGCGCAUCGAUGCUGCAGUGAUGUCUCGGCGGCCCUCGCUGCUGCUGGUGCUCGCCUGCGCUCUGAUUGGCUGCCGCGACGCGCUGGCCAGGCCGACCGCCAGCGAUGUGCAGCUGGAGAACCCGGUGAACCCAGAUGUAAAGGUGCCCAUGGGAGAGCGUCUGAGGUUGAGGUGUUUGUCAGCUCAACCUGCGUCGACCGUUACUUGGUACAAGGAUGACCAACUGCUCCGCAACAAGGAAGCUCAUCAUAUAAGAAUCGCUAAGGAUUUGCUGAAGCUACGCGCGGUGGAGGUCAAGGACGCUGGACGCUACGCCUGCCUGCUGACUCUCGCGCACAAGACGCGACAGUGGCGCAACGUCUCGCUGGCAGUGGUGCCACCUGAACAUCACCCGACCCCGGUGGACGUGGGCAGAAACAUCAUCGCAGACGACGAGGAAGAUGACUUGCACCAUCCGCAAACGCUGAGCCAGGAGGACGCGGACGCCGAGGCAGACGCCAACAGCACGGAGCUGAGCCGCCCGCAGUUCGUGAGGCCGGACAAGAUGAGGGGUCACGUGGGGCUGCCCGCCGGCAACACCCUCCGCCUCAAGUGCCGCGCGGAAGGAAACCCCGCCCCCAACGUGACGUGGUCCUGCAACGGCACGGAGCCCAGCAGCAAGGCCCACUACCGCCGCUGGUCGCUCGUGCUGGACCGCGCGGUGCCCGCGGACUCGGGCAGAUACGCGUGCUUCGUGUGCAACCAGCUGGGAUGCAUCGACUUCUCCUUCGAGGUCGAGAUCAUAGAGCGCCGCAACCACAUCCCUAUCGUAGUACGGCGGCCCGAAAACGCCAGCGUGGCGCGCGGCAACAGCCACACCUUCCUCUGCGAGGUGCGGUCCGACCUGCACUCCCACAUGGACUGGUUCCGGGGCACUGUCACCAAGACCGACAUGAUCGCUUUAAAAGAGAAGGGCGUUGGGGCUUUGAGGGACAUGGUGCAGGCGCAGGACGACACGGCCAACCAGAACCCGCAGUUCCUGACGCUGCUGGACGUGGCGCCCGAGGACGAGGGCUGGUACACGUGCGUGGCGGGCAACAGCCGCGGCAUCACGCACGCCAGCGCCUACCUGCGCGUGCUGGACGAAAAAGCAGACAAAGCAGCAAUGUUCGAGUCUCGAGUGGUGUCUGCUGGGGAGGACGUCACUUUCGCCUGUACUAAAUGGGAAGGCGAUGCCAGAAACAUCACAUGGUACAAGCACAGUCUGGAGCACAACUCCCCGUACACACCGAUUGAGCUGAAAUCGAGCGUGGGCGGUGGAGACACGCUCCUCACCGUGAAGGACGUGAUGGAGGACGACGAGGCGUGGUACACCUGCGUCGUCUGCACAAGCGAGGAGUGCCGAGAUGCCGGCAGCACCAAGCUGCAGGUCCAGCCUCGGCUGGUGUCCAUGUCGCUGGUGGAGGAGCUGGAGGACCCGCACGACGCAGACAAGGACGGAGACUCGUCGUCCACGGCCGGCUCGUACAACGCCACGGAGCAGGCCCGCCCCCCCACCUUCCUCAAGCAGGACAAGAUGCACCGCGUGGUGGCCAAGCCUGCAGGCAACAUGAUGAGGCUCAAGUGCCCCGCGGACGGCAACCCAGCACCGAACAUCACGUGGUACAAGAAUGGUGAAACUCCAUCCAGAAAUCUGGGAUCCAUUCACUACGGCCGAUGGUCGAUGGUCCUCGAGGACCUCAUAACAUUGGAUUCUGGAAACUAUACGUGCGUCGUAUGCAACGUCUACAACUGCAUCAACUUUACCUACAAGGUUGACAUCAUUGAGCGUUUCCCCAGCAAGCCCUACAUCCGCGAUGGUUACCCUCACAAUGUGACGGCAGUUGUGAACUCAACCGUUGAGUUAGAGUGCCCGCCCAUCUCUGACCUUGAACCGUACAUGCAGUGGUUCAAGGUCACGUACCGGCUCACAGGGGAGUACGAGAGGGUGGAAGACAUGACCAACGUGACAUUGAUACAGUCUGGUGGAGAUGACUUACACCCAGAAGUCCUCAUGCUUUACAAUGUGACAUAUGAAGACGAGGGUUGGUACACCUGUGUAGCAGGGAACAACCUUGGCAUCACCUAUGCCAGUGCCUACCUGCAGGUUGUUGAUGACCUGGACCCCGUGGUGUCCGAGCCGCUCCAGCAGCAGUCCACGCUGGUGAAGAUCCUCGCCGGCGUCCUCUGCACCAUGUUCCUGGCCGGCAUUGUCAUCGUCAUCGCGAUCUCCAGGAAGUUCAAGAGGGACGAGAAGAAGAAACUGCAAGCUAUAGAGACGGCACGAGCGGCUGUGGUGACACAGUGGACCAAGAAAGUGAUAGUGGAGAAGCAGAGUCUGACAAACUCUGACGUCCAGGAACCACUGCUGAUGCCGGUGGUGAAGAUCGAGAAGCAGAAGUCGCACAGCACCCACCAGGUGAGCAACUCGUCCGGCUCGGACCUCAUGAUGAUCUCGGAGUACGAGCUGCCGCUGGACUCGGAGUGGGAGUUCCCGCGGGACCGCCUGGUGCUGGGCAAGUCGCUCGGCGAGGGGGCGUUCGGGAAGGUGGUGAAGGCAGAGGCACACGGCAUCGUACCCCAGGAGCCCUCCACCGUUGUGGCGGUCAAGAUGCUCAAAGAGGGCCACACGGACUCGGAGAUGAUGGACCUGGUGUCGGAGAUGGAGAUGAUGAAGAUGAUCGGCAAGAACACCAACAUCAUCAACCUGCUGGGAUGCUGCACGCAGGACGGGCCCCUGUACGUCAUAGUGGAGUACGCCCCCCACGGCAACCUGCGCGACUUCCUGAGGCAGCACCGGCCGUCCUCCGGCUACGAGCCGGCCAUCGGCUUCGACGGCAAGGACAAGAAGACGCUCACCCAGAAGGACCUGGUGUCCUUCGCGUACCAGGUGGCCAGGGGCAUGGAGUACCUCGCGUCCAGGCGGUGCAUUCAUCGCGACCUGGCUGCCAGGAACGUGCUGGUGAGCGACAGCUACGUCCUGAAGAUUGCGGACUUUGGCCUGGCGAGGGAUGUGCACUGCCACGACUACUACCGCAAAACGACAGACGGGAGGCUGCCCGUGAAGUGGAUGGCCCCCGAGGCUCUGUUCCAGCGGGUCUACACCACGCAGUCUGACGUGUGGUCGUAUGGGAUACUUCUGUGGGAGAUCAUGACGCUGGGUGGAACGCCGUACCCAUCCGUGCCAUCAGUGGAGAAACUUUUCCAGCUUCUGCGAAGUGGGCAUCGCAUGGAGAAGCCACCAUGCUGCUCUCUUGAAAUCUACAUGUUGAUGAGGGACUGCUGGAGCUACCAGCCCAACGAAAGGCCCACAUUCAAGGAACUGGUCGAGGAUCUGGACCGAAUCCUCACCAUCACCGCUAACGAGGAGUACCUGGACCUGGGGCUGCCACAGCUCGACACUCCGCCCACAAGUCAGGAAACAAGUGAAGAUGAGGAGGCCUUCCCGUACCUGCUUUAAACCAAUCCCAAAAGUAAUAACUGCCUAAACCAAUACCGUGAGUGAGGUGCCAGAGGACUUGGAAAAGGUUGUGUGGAUGUGCCUGGGAAAAGGACUUUUACGAAGGGACGUCAAGAGCCAAGGGCACAGUGCAUACUGACCCGGUGCGUUAGAACCAGCUUUGCAUCAAAGCUUGUUGAGACUAUGUGCGAAGUGUAUUAUAGGCAUAAAUUUAUUUUUUUAAACUUGAGUGUCUCGUACUGGCCGUCACGUGUUCGAGAUCAAGGGUCGUGCCUGAGUGGCGAGUGGAACGGGAAAGUAUUUGCAAGUGCGACUUUUAUAUCUCAACAAGACUGUGUGUAUUCAGUUGCUGCAGAAAGAAUAAUGUUUAUAAGACGACGAUAAGUUACCACUUCAGGGGUUACAAUGAUUUUACUUUGCUGCUGGGAAAUUAGUAAAAAGAUUGUAUAUUAAUAUUUUUCUAUAUGACAACCUGAUCUUAACAUUUACGAACAGGAAGCAGCAAAUGUGAGUUGCAAGUUCUUGCAAGAUGAGCAAGAAGAGUUUUGAUAUUAAUUUCAGACGGUUCUAUCAGUGUGCCAUUAAGUUUGUAAAAACUUUUACUAUGAACUUUUGCAUUAUAUAUAUUGAUACUGGCAGAGGCAACAAAGUAAAAAAGUGUAAAAUUGUUCUUUUAAAAUUAACAUAUCUUGUAUCAUCUUAGUUAGCUUUAUUGGAACAGUACAAUUACAUUUAAAUGUUUGAUCCCUGUUUCAAUCUUUUGUGAAAAAGUCACCUAAGCAUUCACACAUAAAUCAUUACUUUGCAAUGGGAACUAUAUAAGUUCAGCUAUGUAAUUAGCCUGUACUAUGUUUGUAAUUAUAAUUAAUUUUAUCACUUUAGUGUGAUUAUUUUUAAAAAUGUAACUACACAGUUUUUAGCUUUAAGUAACUUGUUCAUGCAGUCUUAAAACCGCUUUUCAGCACUAAGUUACCUUUUUAAUUUCAGUAACAGAAGAGUUUGGAUAAAGUAGGAAAGACCUGUACGGGACUGGGUUAUUAAAUAUUUCAUAUAGCUAUGGACAAUACAAUACACAAUACAGUAUAACAUAUCAGCAGAUCGAAUAAUGGGAUUUACAGGUACUCAACUUAUUGUUGGUAGUACUGCUUCAGGUGGUCAAUCUUGCACAGUAUCGAUACCAGGGUGUACCAGAUCAUCACAUUUGGUCUCAAAUCCUGCAUACCAUCUACUGAAAAUUACAAAUCUCAACUGUUGCCAUGCAGGGCCAGGCAAAGAGUCACGUUGAUCAUGUGUCACUAUUUUAAAGAGAAAACGGACAGAAGCGCAGGUGCUAAACACUUAUCUGAAAUCUGAUAGUCCAUUCAGAAUUUCAAAAGUACUAGAUGCAACACAAUACUUCAACUAACCUAAAUCAUUCUCUGCUGUUAAAUUAUUACUGUCCUUAAUGGUUUUGUUACAAUUUUCUGAUACAGUUUUACAUUUCAAUUUCUUUUUAUUAUUACAAAUGGUUUAGUGUCAUGUGGUUAAAAGAAAACGUGCUUGAAAUGCCAAUAAACUGAGAAUAUAUAUACAUACACACACACACACACACACACAAAAUAUAAUAUUGUGUAGUGGGACCAAAUUAUUACUGUCCUUAAUGGUUUUGUUACAAUUUUCUGAUACAGUUUUACAUUUCAAUUUCUCUUUAUUAUUACAAAUGGUUUAGUGUCAUGUGGUUAAAAGAAAACGUGCUUGAAAUGCCAACAAACUGAGAAUACACACACACACACACACACACACACACACACACACACACACACACACACACACAAAAUAUAAUAUUGUGUAGUGGGACCAAUUCAAAGGCAAUUCUGAUAGAAAAUUAUUCACAGAUAAAUCAUAUCUUUGUGAAUAGCCAUAUUCAAGUUUUUUUUAAUCCAAAACAAUUUUUUUAAAUGCCAAAGUCAAGAAAAGUCUGACAAAAUCUUUCGUAGUCAGUAUUUGCCAAAGAAGUGCAUGAUACAGUGAUAAACACAUAUUCCUUUUCUUGAUUAUCAGUUAGCACUUGGAGAAUUAAGAUACAUUAUACCACACACAGAUAAUACUUCAGAUUGGAAGGAAUUAUUAUUUUAUAAUUAUUAUGAGGUCAUAUACAGACAGUGUAUAAAUAACUAAGGUCAAAACACUUGAUUUUUUAUUGCAAGUUAACAAUUGUGAGAUAUAAUAUAAGAGUUAAGCUGUUGAUGAGUAUUAUUAAACCUUUAUUUCUCAAUUCAUUUUGUAAGACUUAAUGAUAGUUUUGAUGUAUAAAUAUAUUUGAUCGCCACUGAUAUUUUAGUGUGUAUAAAAGUUGCCAGAAAAUAAAGAGAGCAAAUAAUAUUUUUAAGUUGAACCCAACAAAAUGUCAAGUUGUUAUAAUGGGGUUAUUUUACUUUGUUUAAAUAUGUAUGUAUUAGUGUUUUUAAAUGUAUAAGUUAUAUAGUAUAUUUUGGACUCUGUUGUGUGUAUUCUAAAUGUUCCUCAAGUAGACACUACUUUUUGUACAUCAAAAUGAAUAUAUGUUAAUGUAUUAAUAUUAACUCUAGUUAUUAGUUUUAAAUGAAAAGAAUACUACUUUAGCCUUGACAAGAUUUGUUAUAAAUAUUUAUUAAAUGAUGUCAAAUUGUUAUUGAUAUAUUUGUGACAGUGCAUGUCAAAACCCAGAUUUAUAAGUAGAUUGAUUUAAGUCUACAAAAAAAUUUUAAUUUUAGUGCAAUACUUCCAUUAACUUACAUAUGUUAUGCUGCAAAGUCAGAACAAAAACUAAACUUUUAUUUGGACAGUGAUAAGAAAGUCUUUUUAAAUAACAACAUUUAUCAUAUUCGAUAAAAAAAAUUACCACUACCACCUCAAGUUACUUUUUAUUUCCCAGGAGACAUUUCCUCUUUACUUGCAGUAUAAAUUAGAGAAAUCACAUGGCAACAAACACUGGUUGUACAAACUGUCUUUACUGUGCAUAAAUGUACUUGUAUCUCUUUAUAACUUUCUGGCAUUUGGUAAACUUUAAAACAUACAAAUGCUUAAAGAUUUAUUUUAUUGUUCUGCAUAAUUCUGUCCUGGAACAUGCUUUAUUAAUAAAAAUUUCAAAUGCAUUGUGUAUCACGGUCAAAAUUAUGCUAUUUCAAUUCAAUAAGGACAAAAGGAAUGUUUAGGUCUAAUAUGUGAUAAAUCUUUACGAAUAUAAACAAUUUAUAAAGAAAAACUCAAAAAUAAAUCUAGUAUUUGUUGAAUAAUACACAAUAUUUAAGAAUAUAAAAAAAGCUACAAAAAUUGUUCCAAAACUAAAUGUGCUACCUGAACAGUUUGACAACACUUAUCAGUUCUUUUUUUUAGUGUGUACCUUGCUAUUGUUUUAUCUGCUGUAGGGGACUGUUCAGCCUGUGGAUGAAACCACACAUUCGUAAAAAUGCAACUAAAUGGACUGAGUGAAUCUGUCAGCAAUGUACCUUCUGCAGUAGCAAAUAUGUUGAGUACAAAAUAAAACAUAUUGAAGUUAAAAGAAAAUGCAAUGUAAACUAUUGCAGUAAUCCUUGUAACAGUAUUUGUUUUUUUAUAAUUUUUGUUAGUGUAUUAUGUUGUAUAUAAAAUGUUUACGUAAGUAAUAUUAAUAUGUAUAGUUUGCUUAGUUUUGAAGACUGCAGACACACAGUGUGCUUUAGUAUACAUUUGAAAAUUAAGAUUAGAAAAAAGGUUUUAAGGAUUUUUAUAAGACUUAUGUUACCAUGUACACAAAUUGUACCACGUGCAGAACUAUACCUUUGAACUUCUAGGUAAAAAUUUUAACAAAAUUGUGUUUGCAGUCCAAACAAAAAAUUAACAUACAUAUAUGUUCAUUCAAACUAAGGUUUUCUUUUUAAAUACUGAUGUGGUUACUACAUUUUUGUAAUGUAUGUCAAAUAUUCACAAUGCCAAGAUUAAUAAAAUACUCUCAAAUAUGUGCAAAGAUUUUUCUCUAAAUGCAAAGUUUGUACCAGAUGCUUAACACACUGCCUUCACAAGACAAGGCACAAAGCAGUGCCAAUAGUGUCAGCAAACAUUAGCACUAAAUACAAAUUCAGAUGUGCAAACAAUCAUCACAAAUGCUCAAACCAGUGGUUUUCCAACCUUAUAAUUUGUUUUAGUUUAAGGGUUAACUUACCAGAUUUCUGAGCACAAGUGUGGAUUUGCGGUUGACCACAUUAAACUUAAAAA